AUGGAUCCCGCCACACAGUCUGUCGCUCUCAGCGCCAUCUACAGCCCUUCAUUCCCGAUGCUCAUGCCGGUACCCAAUCUGAUGAUCUUCUACCUGGCUUAUACGACCCUUGCGCCCCACUUUGCCUCAGUACGGCAACGGUCGUAUCUGUUGUCUGCAAUCACGUCUGGCGCGAUGACUGUGGCAUCUCUUCCUUUUGCAUGGAACUAUAUGCGAUGGGGAUUGGAAGUCACUUAUCAAAAGGGGAAAGAGGGGUGGAUGGGCGCUUUGGCCAGGGCUGGAGUCGUAUUCUUUGGGACCUAUCUUGUUGCAGAUCUUUCCAUCGGCUACUUCACGUACAGAAACCAGAUAGGACUGCUCACAGGUUGGGUUCAUCACACCGUUUACAUCGGUCUGAUGGUAUAUCUGCUGAACAGUGAACAUUCGGCCAUAUUUAUGGCUGGCUGUGUGAUGGAGCUCCCCACCUUCGACCUCGCCAUGUCCAACCUUUUCCCCAAGUCCAGAGACGAUCUCCGAUUCCUGGUCUCCUUCUUUGUCUUCCGCAUAGCUUACCACGGCACUCUCCUCGUCGACUGUCUUCUUCCGUCGUCGAGAGAGUCUAUCUUGGACGGUUCUUGGGUGCCAACCGUCACAUUGUCUCUUGCCUUGGCGCUUCAUGCCUUGUGGUUCAAAGGCGGCGUGACUGGCUACUUGAAAAGAAAACGUGAAAUUGUGAAGGCGACAGCCGAUACCGACAUGAUCAGAGCGGCAGCAGACAUGAAGGAGACAGUGCAAGCGUUAGCAGAGGCUGGCUCUGACAGGCCUGAAUCGCCUGAAUCGCCGGAUGACACACCUCUGCUCACACCUCGCACACCAUCACAAAUACCCAACAUCUUUUCAACAAUCCCUCACUUGUUGCUUCCCGAUCCUACUAUCCCUGCCCUGCCUGAUACGGUUUUCUCUGCUAUCCCUGGCAUUUCUACACAUUCUCUUGCCAAGACAAGGGCUACGUUAAACAACAGAAAAGAGACAGGGCUGGAAAUCGAGGGCGCCGUUCAUAUUUAUGGAUGGAGUGAGCAAAAUAGGGGGAUCCAAGGUACAGAGGGCUUAGACCGGGGUGAUCUGAAAGUAUAAACACAGCUGGGGGCCGACAUGGAGACUUGAU
Cryptococcus amylolentus CBS 6039 is the source of this 1144-nucleotide messenger RNA. RefSeq lists its product as hypothetical. The transcript is spliced from 5 exons. Bases 1 to 1113 code for a protein of 370 amino acids. Lineage: Eukaryota; Fungi; Basidiomycota; Tremellomycetes; Tremellales; Cryptococcaceae. The record is from RefSeq and is a predicted model, not a curated record.